AUGCCAUCCUCGACGACAGCCUCGCAAACAGAGCUUCAGGAGGCCCGCGUUCCUCUCGCGUGGCGGGACCAGUGCUCAGCUCUGUUGAUCCCCUUGAACGUCUGUAGGAAGGACAACUACUACCUCCCGUGGGAAUGCACGAACGAGCGGCAUGCGUAUGAAAAGUGCCAAUACGACGAUUACAUGCGCCGGAUGAAGCGAUUGGCGAAGCAGAAGGCGGCCGCGCUGGCGGAGGACGAGUAG
Messenger RNA from Sparassis crispa, 243 nucleotides. RefSeq lists its product with no specific name. The record is from RefSeq and is a predicted model, not a curated record. NCBI's taxonomy places the organism in Eukaryota, Fungi, Basidiomycota, Agaricomycetes, Polyporales, Sparassidaceae. Bases 1 to 243 code for a protein of 80 amino acids. Gene Ontology annotation, cellular component: mitochondrion. The transcript is spliced from 4 exons.